AUGGAAUGUUUUCAUUUUCAGAUUUCAGAAUUAUAAUAAAAAAAUGGUCUUUUGUUUUUAGUUUCUCAUUUUAAAUAAUUUCCUUUAAUAAUAAAAGAAACGAUUAUGUCGAAUUCCCUAUCAGGAGGUCAAGACAUCGUGAGGCAAACAUUAAUUGAUCGUUUGCUAGAUGCAGUCAAACAGGCGAGUGAUUUGAUCUUGUUUAUAAUAUUUGAAAGGAUUUUAAUAUUUUUCUAUUGAUUUUGUUGACAUCUCAAUCGAUUGAAUAAUAGUUGAAGGGUUUCUAUCAUUUCCAUCUACAAACGAGUAUUGAAUCGUAAUCAACUGUUAUUUUUCUAUGUUUUAAAAUUUGUAAACAAAAUGUAUAAUUUUAUUUUUAAUUUAUAUUUUUAAAAUAGGAAAUUUAUAAUUUUUAAAGUAGGAAAUUAUAAAAGAACUGUUUCAUUUUUAGUGUCAAAUAAGAUUUGGUGGAAAAACUGAACUGGCCUCAGAGAAGGAUAGCAGGUAUGGUAUCUCUCUAUAUUUUAAUAUUUUCUUCGAUAUAUUUUACCCAUGACUGGCCUGCCAACCCCAGAGUGGCAGUUGACAAACUGAGAUUUUAGAAAUUUCCCAGCGUUUUUUAUUAUUCAACAGCCAUCCCUCUCCGAUUUCAUAAUGUGGAAAUUUUUUAUUAUUCAUAGUUUUUAUCUGUAAACUUCGAUAUAAUUUUAACCCAUUGAGCCGCAAUGCGCCCUACUUAUUUCUUUCACUUGCCUAAUGCCAGAUGAUGUCACUCGUCAAUGGGGAAGCUCUGUGGCUUAACAGGUUAACCAAAAAGCUGACAAUGCUUCUAGUUAACCCAUUGAGCCGCAAUGCACCCCAGUGUGUCCUACUUAUUUCUUUUACUUGCCUAACGCCAGACGAUUUACUCGUCAAUGGGGAAGCUCUGUGGCUUAACAGGUUAAUAUCUGCUAUAAUUGCUACAGCAAUUUCUUUGUUCAUUGCAAAUUCAGAAUUUCUUGCCUUUGUGCUCAGUGGGUGACAGCCUUGCAGUUUGGAUUGAAAUUAAGUAAAAAGAUGAAUCCGUUGAGGUGAGCUUGCAUCUUUAAAUUUGUCAUUCAGUCAACCCGUUGAUUGGUCAGAAAGUCUGUCGGUUUGUUGAAAAAUACCUGUGGUUCCGGUUCCCUAUCGACCCUAUUUUUUUCUGCCGACCCUAUUAUUUUUUCAAUACGAUUGACUGUGCGACCCUAUUUUCUCUGGGUGGUUGCAGGCUGCUCAUACAGCGUGCCAAAAUGGUGUCUGUUGUCACACUAAUUAUUGAAUGAAAUUGCCUGAAAAUCGUCCAUAGGAAAUAUGCAUCUCUAAUUAAUAUUGAUGUCAGGGGACUCUACUGAAAAUCGCCCAGCAAAAAACUGCCAAAACCAUAAAUAUUCAAAAAAAAUUUAUUUCCGACCUACCGACCCUAAUUUUUUCACGAUAUGAAACCGGAACCACAGGCAUUUUUUUUAAGCCUGAUCAGUCAGUCAGUCAGUGAGUCUGUUGGUUGGUUGCGUCACUUGGUUGUAAUCAGUCUGUAAACCCAUUGGUUGGUUUGUCAGUCAGUAAGUCUGUCUGUCUGUCAGUUGGUUAUUUGGUUUGUUGGUUGCUUGCUUGGACGGUCAGGCAGACAAUCAGGUAACAUGUUUGCCAAAGCUACUUUAAGCCAUCAUACAUUUCAGGCAUGUUACUGGCCAGGUUUUGCUCAGAACCGAAGGACAGUCAGUGUUCUGGCAAUUUGUGAAAGAACAUCUCAGUGCAACCGAAACUCGAAGAUUUAAUUCUUUGCAGAAUGUCAACACUGAUGCUGGGAGAGGUAAGGGGUUAACAAAUUACUCUAGACACAAAGCCUUCACAUAAUUUAAUACCGGCACCAGUCUUGAAUGCAAAACCACUUUGGUGUCCGAAAGCUGUUAUUGCGGCACUCAUGGAAAAUGCUGUAUAGUUCGAGAAGAAAAUGCUGUGGAUCACUGGUGACAACAAUGGCAGUUUUUUGCUGUAGUGUAAUUUUUUUAUGGAAUUGGUAUUGGCAGUAGUCUGCAGAAAUUUUGAAAAAUUUCUGUGAUUUUUUCUUUGUGUUAAUUUUUUUAAAAAGUGUUGUGCAGCUUAUGUUGUAAGCGUAAUAAAUAUAAAUUAAAAUCUAAAGAUAAAUAUCAACAGAAGAAAUACAGAAUUUAAGUAAAUUUUUACCACAAUUAUAAACAGGGGUGGAAAAAUUAGGCAAGCACUGCUCGCAAGAAAUGUUAAACAGCUGCAGGAAAUUCGUUUGAAUGAAGAUUUGCUAUUGAAAAUUUGAAGGAAACCUUAACACCCAUGUCCCACUAUGAGCACAACAACAAAUGGUUGACAGGCAUCAUUCCUUAAAUUUAAAACCAUGCUCAGCUAGAACACUAUAAUGUUUAAUGCACAUGCAGAUUUAGCAUAAAUGGGGCAUAUGUACUUCAGUAAAAGGAGAUAGACAAUACACAUCUGACAUUCUUUAUACCAAGGCUGCUGUCUAUAUUAAAGCCGUCAUGUGAAAGUAUUUUUGAAAUUAAUAAUUAGUAUUGUAAAUAUCUAUGUUGCAGCUCAUGCUUGGCUAAGGUCAACUUUGAAUGAACAAUCGCUUGAGAAAUAUCUGCAUAGUUUCCUUGGUAACAGGCAGCUUCUGAGGUAAUGAAAUAUAUUUGACAUGUAUAAGACACUUUGCCAGUGUAGGUGAGUGCCAAUCAAAUGAACAAGCUUUUAAAAUAUAUAAGGAGAAUUUUUUCAAGUUAAGGCCCUACAUCUGGAGUUAUUGCAUUUUUUACUCAUUGCAGUAUCUCUAAUACUGUGCUGAGUGGUUAUAUUACUACCUUAAAAAAUAAGCAGAAACUCGACAUUUCGAGGGAAGGCCCUUCGUGGCGGCAGCCCCCCCAGUUUGUUGGGCAUUCGGGCAAUAUUCGCUGAACAGUCGGGCAAUUUUGGUUAAUUAAAAAAGAAAUGGGGGGGGGGGAGGUCAGCAUUUCUACAUUGGUACUGCCCACACUGGUACAGACAGUUUAAGUAUCUCUAAUACUCUUGCUUGUAUUUGACUAUCAACUUUUCUCAACUUUUAACUGGUUUAAAAUUUGAUGAGAGCUUUUCUCAUCAACUGCUAAUAUCCAGCCAAAUCUUGCAACUCUUGCUCUCGUUUUUACAGGCAUCAGAGUUGAAAAAAGCCUCAUGCAAACUCUAACUUGCCAACACUCAUCAACUCUCAUCCUACUUGACAAAGGCUUUACAGAUAUUUUCCGAUCAGUGAUAUUUUCAUGUUUUUAUGGCAGUAAAUUAUAUGAGUAUAUAUUGCCCAAGGGUCUCUUGACAAAAUUCUCAGGUCUCAGACAGAUUGAAAUAUUCAUUAAAAAGCUGAUAUGGUUUAAUGUGUCUGAAAUAGCAACGAAAGAUGAAAAACACUUCAAUGUAGACAUUUCUAGGAUAUCAGUGGUGUAGCCGAAAUACCUUCCCUUAUAUGUAAGCAAAACAAAGCCAAAUAAAUAUAAUUUAAAAGAAUUGAAAGUGAAAUAAUCACAAGUUAUAUACUAGGUGGAUAGGCAUGAAAAGCUAUGAGGUGAUAAUGCCUACUGCUGUAUUGUCUGUUACGUAAAGUAUCAGCGCAUUUUGCAGCUUAAUGAGUUGAACGAAAAGUAAUUUCCAAAUAUGUAUGUUGUUUAGCGCUUACUAUGGACAAGAUGCGUUGUUAAUGGACGAAGAACGAUCCAGUAUGCUACCAAUGAUGGCCGCUGGUAGGACAUUUCACAAGAUUAAAUGCAUACAGUGUAUUUCAGACUAAUUUCAGACAGUCUUUGGAAUCUCAAGUUGUUUUCCAGUAAUUUAUAUGAUGAACCAAAUGUUUCAAAUUGCAAGAGAAACUUUUUCACAAUUUUAGGUUUGAGUUCAAUUCUCUUUGCCAUUAAUAUUGACAACGCUGAAUUUAAUGUUUCCAAGCAGGUGAGAAGUACUGUACAUUAUGAAGCCCUUUCAAAGUGGAGUAGAUUGAAGAACGAAUCUUCUAAGUUGAAGGAAGGGCUGUAACUGAUCUUCAGUGAAACAUUGGGAUUUCAAAACAAUGAAAAGACAAUGGAACAUUCUGAUCACUAUAUCAUGACUGAUAUGGUGUGGAGAACAAUGGCAUUUUCAAAACAAUGAAAAGACAAUGGAACAUUCCAAUCACUGGAUUGUAACUAGAUCAGUAGAUGGCAUCAUUAUUAGGCCUAUACUCUGGGGUCUAAACUCGCCUUAAAUCGCAGGUUAAAAUUGUCAAAUUUCUCCGUGCAAGUUACUGCCCCAGAGUAGGCCUAUUAUUGACAUUAUUACCCGUGACAGUCUGUGUGUCCAUAUCCAUCUUCAAAUUCAAAUUGAGAUUCAAAUUUAAAUUUACAUUUAGGGUACAACGAGCAGUGGUUCAAAUAUUCUAGUAGCUCCUCUUCCAGUUGUCCAAAUUUCAGCAUGGAAAGCUCCUUCACCGAUGUACGCCCUCUCGGGCGCUCCAGGUAUAUUCGAUACUUUAUUUAUAAAUUAUAGUUCUAGUUCUAGCUGUAUCUCUUGAGGUCCAGUAAAGGCUAUCGCUUGAUUCAGUGUUACUACAGUUGGAAAAGUAGACUAAACUAUCUGUACUUUUACUAGAUAUAAAAUCUUUCCUGAAUUUUUACGUUAGUUUCUAACGAAUGAUACUGUAUAAUUAUGUAUCAGUUUCAAACCGUUCUCGGAAAGGUCCAGUAAGUCUCAGUAAAUGUUCCCACGUGAAGAAAUCAAAACUAAAUUGUAUUUAUACUGGAUAGUUCUAUCAGUUCUAAACCGUUUUCGUAGAGGUCCAGUAAGGAUCAUCUCUUAUUGAACCAGUGUUACUACAGGAGGAAACCUAAACUAAACUAACUUUAUUUAUACUCGAUAUCUCUAUCAGUUCUAAACUGUUCUCCCUAGAGGUCCAGUGAGGGUCAUCUCUUAUUGAUCCAGUUUUACUACAGGAGGAAACCUAAACUAAACUAACUUUAUUUACACUUGAUAUCCCUCUUUCUAGAGGUCAAGCGAAUGCAAUGAUAUGGUAAGAACCAGGGUCCUCCCUUAUAUGACCUUACUGGUUGCUAGGAGAGAAAACCUAAAUUAAUUAUUUCAUAUUUUAGCCAAAGAAAAGAAAAGACGGAAAAAGAAGAAAGCAAACAUAGCCCAGAUUGAAAAUAUCGAAUUUGACGACGAAGAAAAUGGCGACGAAUCAAAAACAUCUCACGAAAGCAAUGGAAAUUCAAACUCUGCUGCUAACACAUCACUCACGCUGACAAAUCGAGCCCGAGAGAUUUCCGAAAGUUCACGAAGAGUAGACGAUGCUAACAACUAUAAGGCGCCCAAUGCUACGAAAGAAUACCGAGAAAUUUACGAAAAUUCACAAAGUAGCCCGAACUCUGUUAGUAGUGCUCAAGACACUGCUGACAAAAAUUCAAGAACUGGCAGUGCCGACUGGAAUGAAAUUCAUAUCAACUCUGGCUUUAACGUCUUUCAAAAUGCACAAGAUGAGUCAAAAGUUGUUCCCGAAAUGGGCACGGACGCUUUGCUAGAUAAAACGGACAAAAACCAGAAGGAAUUAGGUAGUUUUGAGAGUUCAAAAACAGAAAACUAUGACACCAAAUUUGGUGCUAGGACCCAAACCGGCCUUAGUAAUACACCAACUAUUACUGGGAAUGAAGAUUCUUAUUCAUACAAAGAGAAAGUACCGGAAAAGACUGCCAAGUCUAAGGAAAACAGACGUAGUAGUGCACCCAGGCUAAGCAUAAGCUUAGAGAAUUCUAGCUCUGCUCAAAAUUCUGAGCAACACACAUCGGGUGGUUUUUUGGAUGAAACAAUAGAUGAGCCACUGGUAGAUUUGAACAGCGGUGUUGCGCUUACUCCAGUGGCGUGUCCGGAUGAGGCGAGGGCCUGGGCUCUAGCAGAGUCUGAUGAUAGCGAAAGUCCUGGGAACGAAGGUGGUGUGGGAUUUCCGGUCACAUCAAGACUGUUUGCAGGCUCAAGUCGAGAUUCACCUGUUUCAAGGUACGUCCAAUGUCUGGAAUCAAUCGACUACACACAGUCUAAUGAUGCUUGUGAUGUUACUCUGAAUGUUUAUCCUACCGGGUAAGCUUGAAAAGUAUGCCUCCCACUGUGGCCAGGCAUAUUUUUCAAGCCUGCCCGGUGUGGAUAUACACUCAGAGUAACAUCACAAGCAUCUUAUUCACCUGAGUACAUUACAGCAAAUAUCAUGAUUAUUAGAUUACAUUGAUAUCGAAGGAAAUAGAUUCGGUUCCGAAAUAUCACAUACUCGAACCGACCUGACCCGCGUAGCUCAGUUGGCAGAGCAUUGGGCUGGUAUUCCAAAGGUCGUAGGUUCGUUUUCCACCGUGGCCAGGCAUAUUUUCCAAGCUUACCCGGUAGGAUAAACACUCAGAGUAACAUCACAAGCAUCAUAUUCACCUGAGUACAUUACACUAACACAAAAAAAAUACAUACAGUCUAGUUAAUAAGUACUAUUUACAACAUGAGCCGAAGGCGAGAGUUUGUGUAUCCGAUACAACACGGACAUGAAAAGUCUUGAUGAGAAUAUUCGUAUUAAAAUAAAUAUAUAAUAUUUGUUAAGAAAAAUUUAAAGUUUAUGUAAAUCAGCAUUAUUUUAAAAAUGCAAGAUGCGCGACCAGGAUUCAUAAUAAAGUUUCUGAAACGUUCUCUUAUUGUAAAGUUUAUUUUAACACGAGCUUUCGACUGCCAGUCUGCAGUCUUCGACAGGUAAAGUGAUACUAUAUAUAAAAAUAUUCUACGGAUACAGCUACUAGAACAGUGGUUUACAAUAGUAUAAGUAUAGAACUAUGAUCUGUUCUUUAUACAUCGUGUAUCAGAUACACAAACUCCUUCACACUCAUGAUUUAUUUUGUGUUGUUAAUAUAAUCAAGCCCGUCCUUUAUCCUUUUGUCAAUUUAGCAUUUGUACAGAUGAGGAUGUCAGUGACGAUACGAGCUGGGCGAUUGGUGCAACUGCAGCUGCGAUCUCUGCAACUCAAGAAAUGGCGGAUUUCACCAGCUCAGCGCUUGUUAGAACCAUGGGAGACGGUCGUAUGAGCGUAAGCAAUUGUUAUAAUGGACCAUUUGCAUUAUAGACUAAAUUUUGGUCUAGACGAAAAUUUCAUCACAGCUUGAAAGAGCAUCACAAAAUUAGUAGUAUUCCAAAGUCUCGUUGCGAAAUGUUGUAAAAUGCGGAUAAUAUAGCCUUGCGAAGUUUGCAAUUUUCAGUCAUUUUGUAUUACAAACGGGAAAUUGAUGCCCCAGCACCCGAUUGAGCUGUCAAUUUUCCGUGCGUAAUACAAGAUGACUGAAAAACGGCAAACUUCGCAGGGCUAUAUUAUCCGCAUUUUACAACAUUUCGCAACGAAACUUUGGAAUAUUACUAAUUGUGUGAUGCUGUGAUGAAAUUUUUGUCUACACUUGUCUAGAUCAAAAUUUAGUCCAUAAUGCAAAUGGUCCAUUGUAACAAUGUUUGUACUUUUGCACAUGUUGCUAAGAAUGUUCAAGUGGUUAAUUUUACUCUUCUAGCCGCCCAGCGAGUCGUCAAGUACCAAGGAAAUGACAUCAGGUCCGUAAAGAAUACAAUGGAAUGGUUUAGCAAAUAUUUAGCCGUUCUAAUCAAAGUUUUGUUAGUUGUUACAAUGUAAAGUCAGUGAAAUGUAUAGUUUCAUAAUUUCAUUACUCUUGGAAAGAGGGAGGGGAAAAAUAAAGGAAAGAAAGAAAGAAUGGGAAAAUGAAUCUUUGAGAGGAAGAAUGAAGAGCAAAAGCUCGUAAAUAAACCGUUUAUGUAUCUUAAGUAGACGUUGAACAAUUGCACCAUUUCUCAUUUAGGUGAACUAAAACAAGCGAUUGUUUCCAUGAUGCUAAGAAAAGAUGAAGUUGAAGAAUGUAACAGGUAGCUGUGCAUGUGGAUGCUUUUUAAUCGUAUGCAUAAUCAUUACAUAUUACAUAUUCUGCUGGUAGCUUGUGAUAAUUUGACUAGUAGGUGCAUAUCAAGCAUAUAUCGUUUCUGAGACAUAAAGGAAAAAGGAUAUAAAGAGAUGCAGUUUUUCACUGAGGCCAGAGCAGUGAGGCAAAAUUAUUAUCAGGCAAGGUUCAUGCAUUAAUUACUGCGCUAAAAACUCCCCUUCAAUGAGAAUCUUUUGUUAUUUUAGAUCUUUAAGACAACUGCUGGAUAAAGAAAUGAUGGAAUCAGCCUCGCUUCGCUUACAAGUGGACGAUUUAAAACGAGAUCUUUCAUCUUCGACUGAAACUCAUCAUGCAACUGUUCACGCUCUCACAAGGUUUGAACAGUUUAUCAAAUGAACAGAACAGUUUAUAAAUGAUCUUAAUAGAUCUUAUAAAUUAGUAAAUUUAAUUAGUCGCAUACUACAGUAAUUGGAUAGUUUUAAUGCACAGCGGGUCCAUGAAUUGACUGCUCUUUGUGUUACUAUAGUGAAAAUGAUCUUUUAAAACAUCAACUUAAGAAAUACGUUGCUGCAGUUCAAUCUUUACGAAGAAACGAGCCUUCAGACAUCGGUAGGUUUGUGUUUAAGUUUGAACUGUCUGUGUCAGUGUAGGUAGUGCCAAUAAUAUGAACAAGCUUCCGUUGCUAGGAAUGCAACUACCUGAAAAAUAUAAUUUCGACGUUUCGAGCGAAGGCCCUUCAUAAUAACACCCUCCUUCGUGGACUCGAUUCGUGCUGCGGAAUCGCUCAUGACACUUAUGUGAAGAGAGUCAGUCAACGCUCUACCGAACGUCGUGGGUUUUCUUCGGGUACCCCGGUUUCCUCCCACAGGGAAUGUUUUGACAGGGUGGGUUGAGAUUAUUCCCCCUAACUAACUGACCCUUCCACUGUAGCUGUGCUCCGUGGUCAGACAUGAGUCAUAAGGUGGCUACCAGAGGCUCCCUUAGAAAGCCUUCGACUCGAUCAGGUUGAGCUGCGUCCUUCGCAAUUCAGCUUAGCUCUCAGCUCCAAGUAAGGAUGAUUAGUACACCUCACUUACGCAGUUACUAGCCGAAGUGCUUUCUUUUUUUAUCUAGCUGUUCCUGGAGCACGUCAGUUGGAUGAUCUUCCUGUAUUGGCUGACGAACCGCACGACCAGGCCAGGUACUUCAUCAAACGAAGUUUCUAAUGAGAUCUGGAACUUUAUUUAUACUGGAUACCUCUAUCAGUUCUUCCUAGAGCUCCAGUAAGGAUCAUCUCUUAUUGAUCCAGUGUUAAUACAGGAGGAAACCUAAACUAAACUACUUUAUUUAUACUGGAUAGCUCUAUCAAUUCUAAACUAUUCUCCCUAGAGGUCCGGUAAGAACCGUCUCUUGUUGAUCCAGUGUUACUACAAGAGGAAACCUAAACUAAACUAAACUAAAUGAAUUUGUACUAGAUAGCUGUAUCAGUUCUAAACUGUUCCUAGGGAUCUAGUAACGGCCUUUUUUCUUUUUUAAGCGAUGAAGAAAAAAGGGAUUUCGAAAGAAAGCUUAUUCAAGUAACGCCAGAAAUGCUUUUCUCUUUUCAUUUACUGCAGUAUCAUUUUCAUUAAUUUCAUCAUUUUCAUUUAUUACUGUUUUCCACAGGUCGCGGACAUGCAUGGUGAAUUGAUUGAGUUGAACGAGAGAUUACAAAAAAUGUUAAAUAUCCGUGAACAUCAGUUGAGACGAUUGAGAGAGGAGUUGAUCGAUCUCAGAGGACCGGUAAUGUUUUUGUUGUUCACUGCACACGUAAAAGUCUCACAACAGGCUUGCAGCAAGCUUGUCAACAAGUUGUAACAAUGCUCAUGUUAUUUUAUCAAGUUGCUACAAGGUUGUCACUCUCAACUUGUUAACAAGAUGUGUUCGCAACAGGCUUGUAGCAAGCUUGUCAACAAGUUGUAACAACGCUGCUAUUUUAUCAAGUUGCUACAAGGUUGUCACUCACAAAUUGUUGACAAAUUGUUGAAUUGCAGAACGAUAACAAGUUGUUGGAACAGCAUUGCUACAAGUCUGUUGCAGGUUUGUUACAACUUGUGCGUUUUUACGUGUGUAGAUAAUGCUUGGCUGAAUCACAGUCUGGGGUAAAUCGCCAGGCCACGUUUUGUUCAUUAAUUUAAAAAGUUGAGAAAAUAUUUAGUAAUUUAAUAUUUCAGCUUCCCGAUGAUGGCAGCCAUGAUGAUUCAGCAAGUUUAGAUGACUUUGGUCCUCGCUUGAUUUCAGUCAACACGCGACCUUUGAUUAAUAUUUGGAUUCCUUCUGCCUUUGCCCAGGGAAAAUCCAAUGUUCAUCACACGUAUCAAGUAAGAUUUAUUCUUUGUCAUUUCCUUGUAUAUGCAUUAUUAUAUGAUGCUGGUAGCACUGUGGUUACACGUGCAAAAAUCUAACAUCUUGUAGCAAGUCUGCCAACAAGCCGUCAACAAGUUGUGUUCGCACUGCUUGUCCCAAGUUGUCAACAAAUAUGGAACAACUUGUUAACAACUUGUAACAAGUUAUUAUUAGCACUGAUGAAGAUCUGGGCUUACGGAUCGAAAGCUUUGCAGUAAUAAAUUUACGUGGUGUUUCCACAAACAAAACUAUUAUAUAUUGUAACAAGCUAUCAGACUUGUUGCAAGGUUGUUUCAACAAGUCCGAUACAGUCAUGAUAUAACAAUAUUGUUACAACCUUGUGUCGUCAACCUUGCAACGUUCUUGUUAUAUCAUGUCUGUAUCAGACUUGUUAGAACAACCUUGUAAUAAGUCUGAUAAUGCCAUCAAGCUUGUUACAAGUUGUUAACAGCUUGUUCCAAACUUGUUACAACAAUAGACCUUUCCCCUUAUGAGUGAAAUUUUGAUCUAGACAAGCCUGGACAAAUAUUUCAUUAAAUUUCAUUCUAUUCCAAAUACAUUUUUAAACUAUUCAAAUAAUGAAAGUUAUUGUUGUUUUUAAGCGUUUAUUAGCGAGUGGGAAACUCCCAUAUGGCCGCCAUCUAUUCAAAUGGGGGUAACCGCUGGAAUAUUCUUGGCUUCAAUUUUACUAAAAGAGAUGCGCUAUCUAGUGUAUAUAAGAUAUCUAGACUACAUUGGCGAAGUAAUUUUAAAUAUAAAUGUUGUCUAUAAGCCGAGAAAAUCAAAGCUAAAAAGUUUAUGUAAAUAAACAUGAUUUUUUCAUUAACUGUUAAUAAGAUUUUUAAAAUUUAUUAUCUAUUUGUUUUAGGUUUAUGUUAGAAUUAAAGACGAUGAAUGGAAUGUUUAUAGAAGAUAUUCAGAUUUUUAUGGUCUUCAUAAAAAGGUUGGCCUUGGUUAGAAAUCAUGACCGUUGAGGAGUUUGUAUAUCUAAUACAAAAUCCCAUUGAUUUUGGGCAGGGAAAAAUUAGUGAGGGCGCUUGGACAAUGGUAUAUUUUGCUCCUUUCUAUAUUAUCUAGAUCAGCAAACAAUAUCCAACCGUUAGUCAGUUUAAAUUUCCUCAGAAGAAAGUUCUUGGAAAUCGAGAUGCAAAAUUUGUAGAAAUAAGACGGAGACAUCUACAGAGUUAUUUAAGAAAAUUAAUAAAUUACAGUCUUCGUGUUAUCCCGGAAUUGUCGGAAAAUCCUUGUAAAACUACGUUAUUGAAAUGCUUUUCCUUCUUUGGGUGAGUGUGUGUAAUUGGGCACAUAGUCAGAUAGCUGUGCACAUGCAUUUAAAAUAGCAUUUUGGGGCAAUUUUCGGCUAAAUAAUUUGGUUUAAAUUAAAUUAAAUUAAAUUAAAAGAAAAGUAUCGCACAUAGACAUUGCAGGAACACGAUGAGUACACGAAACUCUAGUAUAAAACACGAGGCGGUAGUGAUUUCGUUCGCCUUUUCCUCAUGAAUUAUUAAUGAUUUUUAAAAGGAUUUUAUGUCAUUUCAAACAAGUUUGUUCAUUCCCGACGCAAAAAAACACCAAAAUGUCAGAUACGUCACCUUUUUUCCCGCGUUCUCGUGAAGUACAAUUACAACCUCUCAUUAUUGAUCAGUUCUUUUUCAAAUUUUCUUUACAUCUAUAGUCAAACAUCAAAGGAAGCAGCCGUGCCCACUUCAUCACCUAACACUCCAGCUCACUAUACAGGCCUAUGAAGAUCAACGGUUAUCCCCAAAAUACCCUGCUGAUCAUACAAGCUCUCACAUCCAACAACACAAUAUUUAUACCAUCUAAUGGUUGCCAUUAUUCAAUGUUGGUUUACGCUGUCGAAGCUAGUUUCUAUGUGACAGUUUUAACCUUUUUCAAUGCUCAAAGACGUUUAUUCCAGGGGUGGAUCCAGCAAGGUUUUUCUAGGGGGGGGGGGUGCUGGGUGAGCAGCCGAGUGUUUCUUUAUAAUUCUUUAGGGGGUGGUGGGAGAGCAUUCAAAUGAAUUGGCUUCCUGACGACUUGAGCGCCGAAGGCUCAAGCUCCCUAGGGGGUCCAGGGGUAUGCCCCCCAGAAAUGCCAUUUCCUGCGAUAUGGGCAUUGAAUUAUGAGCUUCAGUUUGACGUCAAAAAAGGAAAAACCAUGGCAAUUUUGUGCCAUAUUUCUGAAUUUGAUUUUUUUGCACUCCCCUUGCACCCCUGUUGACCAAGGCCAACAGGGGUGCGCACCCCUGUGUACCCCUCCCCUAUAAAUCCACCCCUGGUUUAUUCAAAACGCUAUAAGUGCCAAUAACCUCGGGUAUUAUUUUUGAUACGUAUUUGGGUCAUUCUGAGAAGAAAUGUAAUAUAUGAUGUUUGUGAUGUUACUCUGAGUAUAUAUACACACCGGGCAGGCUUGAAAAAUAUGCCUGGCCAUGGUGGGAAUCUAACCUACGACCUUUGGAAUACUAGCCCAAUGCUCUGCCAACUGAGCUACGCGGUCAGGUCGGUUCGAGUAUGUGAUAUUUCGGAACUGAGUCUAGUUCCUUCGAUAUCAGUGUAAUCUAAUAAUCAUGAUAUUUGCUGUCUUGGUGUAAUAUCAUACUUAUGAUUAUUAGAUUACACUGAUAUCGAAGGAACUAGACUCAGUUCCGAAAUAUCACAUACUCGAACCGACCUGACCGCGUAGCUCAGUUGGCAGAGCAUUGGGCUAGUAUACCAAAGGUCGUAGGUUCUAUUCCCACCGUGGCCAGGCAUAUUUUUCAAGCCUGCCCGGUGUGAAUAUACACUCAGCAUCUUAUUCACCUGUAACAUCACAAGCAUCUUAUUCACCUGAGUACAUUACAUCAAGACAGCAAAUAUAAUGUGAUAUAUAUUUAUGGUGAAAAACCUAAUCUUGAUCAACUUUUUCACUGUCAAAGGUAUCGGAUAUAAUGUAGGCUAGAUAUAAUGUCAUUAGAUGAAUUUUAGCAACAAAAAAGAAAGGCAAAGCUUUGACGGUGAAAAAGUUGAGCAAGAUGAGGUUUUUUACGUACUAUAAAGGCUAGUUUACAGUGUAUCAAAGUUUCUAAGUUUUGAAGGAUUUGUAAGAAAUGUUUGAGGGAAGUGAUUCAGUAUUAAACACACAGUCAGUUUCCUCAAACAUUUCUUACAAAUCCUUCAAAACGUAGAAUUUACCCAUACAAAAUUCCUACUGUGAUGAUGUCAUCCCUUGGGUAUUUAAGAAGCCACGAUUGCAAUUUUAGAUCACCCCUGAUGAAGACACUAGACUGGAGUGUCGAAACGUUGGGUCUCGAUUACAAUUCGACUGGGCUUUGUAAUCAUUUAUUUAAACCAGAGUAGCGAGCGAAACAUGAUUGAUAUACCUGGUUGCAAGAUGACCCAAAUAUAUAUUAUACAUAUUACUAUUGUCACAGAACCUUUACCGAUGUAAUCUAGCCUUUUAAAUGCAGAUUUUAUUUGAUUUAAUAAUAAUUUAAUAAUUGGACUAAUAUUAUUGUGCAAAUCCCAAUACAAAAACAUUUAAUGCGAUCAAUAUAGAAUUAAAUAUACAAUAAUAUAUCAAAUACUGAUUCGUUCAUGAUUCUACAAAAACUAUCAAAAAUUCAUAUUAACAUUAUGUAUCUAAGUUAUGUAAUAAUUUAAUUUGUAUAGCAAUAUGACAAACCUAUAUUAUAUAUUUUAUCUAUUUUAUAUUAUAUAAAAUUUUCCGCCAUUUUGGGGGGUAUACUGCCUCUCUCACGUUUGAGAGUCUCCGCACCACGAAAUACAACUUUUUAGUAUUAUAGUUGUUUGUAUAAUGCUAAAUUUACAGUUACAAUUUUUAAAAGUCGCUUUUCACGUUGUUUGAAUUGUCUAGAAUCUUUCACGAGGGCAGACAGUACCCCCGAAAUGGCGGAUUUUGGCCUUCGUGCGGAAGGCUAAUUGAAUAAAAGGACAGAAUUUAGUUUUCUGUAUAAAUUUAAUGUGCAUUUGUUUGAGGGAAUUAGUAGUAAUAUAAAAUUCACAAAGAUUUAAACCUUUCCGUGCAUUUAGGACGGGGAUUUAGGACAGCCUAUCCUUGACAUAUUUUCUACUUUGAAUGGCUAUAAUUGCACCAUAGUUAAUAGAAUAGAUGGUUUGGAAACUCAUUAGAAUAACAACAACUCAUCUAUGUUAGUCAACGUUUAUUUAUAAACAU
Molecule: messenger RNA, 14480 nt
Organism: Paramuricea clavata
Lineage: Eukaryota; Metazoa; Cnidaria; Anthozoa; Malacalcyonacea; Plexauridae
Source: the annotation of a GenBank genome assembly